UGGGGGCGGAGCUUCCCGGGAUACGUCACCGCUCGGAGGCGCCGGCGGUCGCGGGGAGGAUGGCGGCGGAGGGGGGCCGGGUCCAGAUCUCCUUCCCCCAACACGCGGCUGCGUUGCUGGAUUCCCUCAACCGCCUGCGGCUGGAAGGGAAGUUCUGCGACGUGACCGUUCACGUCGGCGGUCGGAUCUUCCCGGCUCAUAAAAGCGUCUUGGCCGCCGCAUCCCCCUUCUUCCACGACAAGCUGCUUCUCCAAGAUGGGGGGCGUCUGCUGUUGCCCCCCGCCAUCGAUCCUGAUGCCUUCGAGGGGCUCUUGCACCUCAUCUACUCUGGGCGGUUGACAUUGGUGUUGGAAGCUCUUCCUGGUCAUCUCUUGGUGGCCAGCGGUCUUCAGAUGUGGCACGUGGUGGAUCAGUGCUCGGAGAUCUUGAGGGAGUUGGAGGGGGGAACGUGCCGGUGGGUUGGGCGGAGCAGCGAGGUGACGUCGUCAUCAUCGUCAAGCGGGCGCGGUGGCGAGGCUUCGUCGUCGUGGACCAUCCGUGGUGGGGAUGGGUCUUCGUGCGUCAGCCAUGGUGGAGAUGGGUCUUCAUCGUCAUCCUGGACCACCCGUGGUGGAGAUGGGUCUUUGUGUGUCACUCAUGGUGGGGAUGGGACGUCAGCGUGGACCACCCGUGGUGAUGGGUCUUCAUGUAGCACUCACGGUGGAGAUGGAGGAUCAUCAUGGACCACCCGUGGUGGAGACGGGUCAUCAUGUCCCACCCGGGGUGGUGACGGAGCGUCAUCGUGGUCUACUCGCGGUGGCGACGGAUCGUCAUCGUGGAACACGCGUGGUGGCGACGGCUCGUCAUGUCCCACCCGCGGUGGUGAUGGAACAUCUUCAUGGUCCACUCGCGGUGGCGACGGAUCUUCAUCGUCAUCGUGGCCCGUGCGAGGUGGCGAUGGCUCUUCGUGGGCCGCCCGUGGCAGUGACGUGGCGACGCCAUCUUUCGCCAAGGAGGGGGGCGAGGAGGUUCUCAAAAUCCGUGUGGCCGCCGACAUGGCGCCGGCAGCGACAUCAUCCCUGAGCUCCCUCCUGAAGGACGCCGGUGAGGAGGUCCUCAAGAUCUGCGUGGAGGAGGAGGAGGAGGAGGAAGAAGAGGAGGAAGAAGAAGGCGGCCACCGCCGCCGUCACCGCCCCACCGACGCCCUCCAGAUCGUGCUGGAGGAAGAGGAGGAGGAAGACGGGGCACCCGGAGACACCCAUGAGCCCCCCAAGAUCUUCUACAUCAAGCAGGAGACGGGCGACGCUGCCGCCGUCGAGGGCCUCCUGCCUGCGGCGGAGUUGGCGGGCGGCUUCGCGCCGGCGGAGGUGAGUUACGUCAUCCCGGCGGGCGGCAGCGGGACGACGGUGACAACCGGCGGCACGAUGGUAACAACCGGCGGCGCUGCCGUUUUUCCGCAACCGUCUUGGAAACCGGUGGACCUUCACGGGAACGAAAUCCUGGGUCGGGGUCAAGCCCUCCAUGCCCCGGUGAAGCUCGGAGCGGCUCCUGACGGUAAACGUUUCGGUUGUUUGUGCGGUAAACGGUUCGCCGUCAAACCGAAGCGAGAUCGGCACAUCAUGUUGACCUUCAGCCUCCGUCCUUUCGCCUGCGCUGCCUGUCACAAGCGUUUCAAGCUGAAGCAUCACCUGACGGAACACAUGAAGACCCACGACGGGGCGGGCCGGGCCUGCGAACGCUGCGGGCGACGGUUCCGCUUGCGCAGCGGUUUGGCCAAACAUCGGCCGCUCUGUCAGGGGGCUCGGUGGGGAGGGGGGUGCUGGGCCUGCGAGUGAGGUGGGGGGGGGCGUAGACGGGGAGAGGGUAAAGGGAUUGGGGGUGGGGAGUGGGGGGGAAUGGUUUAGGGUUUGGCCCAGUUUGGGCUCUGGGCUGGUUAAGGCUCUGGCCCAGUUCAGGGCUCUAGGCCCAGCUCAACUCCUGGCCCAGCUUAGGGCUCUAGGCCCAGCUUACCUCCUGGGUCUAGUUCAGGGCUCUAGGUCCAGCUCCGGUCCCAGCCCAGUUCACACCCUGGACCUAGCUCAGGGCUCUAGGCUCCAGUUCAGCGCCCUAGGCCCAGCUACUGGCCUAGUUCAGGGCCCUAGGCUCCAGUUCAGCACCCUAGGCCCAGUUAAAACCCUGUACCAGUUAACAUCCUAGCCCAGUUUAGGGCUCCGGUUCCAGCUCAGAGCUCUAGGCCCAACUCAGGGCUCUGGGCCCAAUUCAAGGCUUGGCCCUCUAAAGCCUCUGCCCAGUUCAGGUCCCAGCCCAGUUUAGGCUCAGGUCCCAGCUCAGCUCCUGGCCCAGUUCAGGUCUCAGCCCAGCUGACAGCUCUUCCAGUUUAGGGCUCUGCACCACUUCAAGUCACAACUCAGGCCAGGCCUCUAGGCCCAGCCCAGACUCUGUACCACUUAACAUCCCAGCCACUUCAAGGCUCCAGCCCACUUUCACUCAGCACCUGGCCCAGAUGAGGUUCCGUUCCAGUUUAACGCCCUUUCCCACUUUCAGGCCAGCUCCCACUUCACGCCCUGCACUGGGUUGGGGCCGGCUCCCAGUUCAGGGCCCCCUCAGUUUACCGCCUCUUCUGCACCAGCCAAUCAGCGCAUGCAAGGCGGGGGCACGGCAGCCAAUGGCGGUGCGCGGGGGGUGGGACGAGCGUUACCAAGGGGAUGGCACUCCGGCCUCGCGCGCAGCGGGGGCGCCGUGGCAACGGGUGACCAUGGCAACGGCAGCGGGCGCCCCCCGGGUCCUCCUGACCGCCCGCAGGACCCUCCCGGCCUUUUUUGGGGACAUCCCCCCCGCCCCCCCCCCCCAAGUGUCCCCAAGUGUCCCCCCCGGCAGGACACAGUGCCACUGCUGAUCUCACCUCCAUGAGCUUCAAUGGGCCGAAACGGUGCACAAAGGGGCAAAACUCUCAAAAAAGAAAUAAAAGAAAGUGUUGGGACACUG
This is a messenger RNA of Grus americana (Whooping crane), 2964 nucleotides long. RefSeq names its product zinc finger and BTB domain containing 9 (gene ZBTB9). The record is from RefSeq and is a predicted model, not a curated record. Gene Ontology annotation, molecular function: protein binding; RNA polymerase II cis-regulatory region sequence-specific DNA binding; DNA-binding transcription factor activity, RNA polymerase II-specific. NCBI's taxonomy places the organism in Eukaryota, Metazoa, Chordata, Aves, Gruiformes, Gruidae. Gene Ontology annotation, biological process: regulation of transcription by RNA polymerase II. The coding region runs from base 60 to 1814 and encodes 584 amino acids. The transcript is spliced from 2 exons.